This is a messenger RNA of Lindgomyces ingoldianus, 1103 nucleotides long. RefSeq lists its product as uncharacterized. NCBI's taxonomy places the organism in Eukaryota, Fungi, Ascomycota, Dothideomycetes, Pleosporales, Lindgomycetaceae. The record is from RefSeq and is a predicted model, not a curated record. The transcript has 4 exons. Bases 229 to 981 code for a protein of 250 amino acids.
CUCUGACUUCAGUUGCAACGCACAAAUUAUCGCGUGCAGGCGUCCGUGACUUCCGCAUACCACAGUCAAUCCCUUAUUUUCAUCUUCUCUUGCUCUCAUGCUUUCGCUCUUCAAUCACCUCCUGUAAUCUCACAACUCAACGUCUCCUACAAACCGACUUAAUACCUGACUUUCUUUUACAUUCAUUCUAUCGUCUAACCUUCUAGUAUUCCUAUCUUCUCAUUCACCAUGCCCAAUUUCGGUCCCACCCGUCAUGCAGGCAGCAACUCUAGCGGUGCCACCAGGAAAAGCGUCGGUUUGGUCCACGGUGCUGGAGAGGCUAUUCGAGGUAACCUCAACGCGGCCGUCGACAAUGCCGCCAACGAUCGACACGGAGCCGCGAAGAACUCAGAAACCGCAAGCCGUGGUAUCGAUGAAAUGGAACACGGUCACUCUCACGGUCCGGGGGCUGACGUGACGCCCGUUGAUAUGGACCAAGAGCUCCAGCGUCGAGCAGCACAGGGCAAGUAUAGAUUGCAUACUGGUGCCAGAAGCUCCAAUUAUGGGACUCACCAGAGCAAUUUUGGUCGUAAGCCCGGCGCAGAUAACCGUGGGACGCAAACUAGCUCAACGACCUCUAGCCCGCAAGACAGUAAUGUCAGCAACAAGCUUGACCCCCGAUAUAGCUCGGAUCUUGACCAUCCCGGCGCCCAAAUCGGCGGAUCCGGAAAGAUCAAUUCCGGACCACAGAGCACUGAAGUGGGCAGCAAGCUCGAUCAGCGAUACGACCCUGAUCUCGAUCGUCGGAUGAGUUCGUCGAAUUGCGGUCCUCGUAGUCGCAGCAUUGGAAAUAAGGUGGACCCCCGAGUUGACUUAGGUCUCGACCAUAAGGGUGCUAGUCAACUUGCGUCUGGGUCGACCAAUAACGAACCUGAAUCUAUUAACAUGGGAAACGAACUCGAUCCUCGAGUUACUUCUGAUUUAGGUAAACGUUUAUGCUGAAUAGAUAUCCCCACUGCACUCCCCUAGCCUCUCAUCAAAUCUCCCCCAAGCCUCCUCAACUCCACUAACACCCCGCAAGACUCCCAUCCCAAACGCCGCUUCUCCUUCGACUCUCUCCCCCC